Meleagris gallopavo (turkey) is the source of this 2535-nucleotide messenger RNA. The record is from RefSeq and is a predicted model, not a curated record. NCBI's taxonomy places the organism in Eukaryota, Metazoa, Chordata, Aves, Galliformes, Phasianidae.
CCCCCCUGUCUGAGCCCCGGAGUGACCUUGUUGCUGUUUUCUUGCCCGGUUUCCUCCCAGAGGGGAGCGCAGGGGCUGCAGCUCGCCCCUCUCCUUCCUCAUCCCCUGCUACCGGCACUGCGCUCCCUGGGGCUGGGAGUGGGAACAGACCCCGUACCCACAGGGCAACGCCGUGCUGUGCCAUGCCGUGCCACACUGUGCCAUGCCGGGCUGCGGCUGCAUGUGACCAGGAGCGCUGGCGUGCAUGGUCAGACACGAGACCCGUGGUGGGUCAGUGCCCGGAGCCACAGGAGGGAAGUGGGCCAGGAGAAGCAAAAAGAGGAACAAGCUGGCAUGCAAAGCCAUGCUAGCAUGUAGCCCCAAGUGUCUCCAAGUGUUAGCUCUGCUUCCCAGCCCAGACCCAUGCUCGGUUCCUCCAGGAGGCCCACAUGAACAGUGCUGCGUCCAGGCAAGGAGGUGACAGGAGAUGCAUGUCUGCCUGCUCUGAUCUGGAGCUGCUUUGGGCUGUGGUGGGGCGGGCUCACCGGGAGCUGAUCACUUGCCACAGAGAUGCUCCAGCACCUGCAGACAGCACAAGCAGCACCAGCUCCUGCUCCCAGCUCUGUAAUGCUUCUCUUCCCCACAGGGUCCGUGGAUCCCCGCUUGGCACCCACCUGCCGUGCAGGAUGGGUGCUGCAGUGCCAGCAGCUGCCUGCAUCCUGCUGGUUCUGCUGCCCGUGGGCCGUGCCCAGAGCACCCCUCCAUCAGGAUGCAGCCAGGACCUCUCCUCGCUCUAUUACAACCUCUGUGACCUGUCAGCAGCAUGGGGCAUCGUGCUGGAGGCCGCGGCCAGCCUGGGUGCCGUGACCAGCUUCGUGCUCACCAUCGUGCUGGUGGCCAGCCUGCCCUUUGUGGAGGACUCCCAGAAGAAAAGCCUGGUGGCCACGCAGACCUUCUUCUUGCUGGGCACCUUCGGGCUCUUCUGCCUGACGUUUGACUUCAUCGUGGGGCCAGAUUUCUCCACCUGCACCUCUCGCCGCUUUCUCUUCGGUGUCCUCUUCGCACUCUGCUUCUCCUGCCUGCUGGCACACGCCGUGGCCCUCAACUUCUUGGCGCGGAGGAACCGUGGCCCACGAGGCUGGGUGACGCUGGCGAUAGCUCUGCUCCUGGCACUGGUGGAGGUCAUCAUCAACACCGAGUGGCUCAUCAUCACGGUGGCCCGGCAGGAGGGCGGAUCCACGGACCCCUGCGGGCUGACGGAAGCUGAUUUCGUCAUGGCGCUCAUCUAUGUCAUGGUGCUGCUGGUGGCUGCCUUCGGCACCGCCUGGCCAACCCUGUGCGGCCGCUACACGCGCUGGAGGAAGCACGGCGUCUUCAUCUUGGCCACCUCCGGCCUCUCCAUGGCCAUUUGGGUGGCAUGGACGGCCAUGUACCUCUAUGGAAACCAACACGUGGGCAAGAAGCCCGGUUGGGAUGACCCCACGUUGGCCAUCGCUUUGGUGUCUAACGCCUACGCCUUCAUCCUCCUCUACGUCAUCCCCGAGGUGACGCACGUGACGCGGCGCAGCUCUGAGCAAGGCUACGAGGACGACGUGUACCCCACGCGUGGGGUGGGCUACGAGACCAUCCUGAAGGAGCAGAAGUCGCAGAGCAUGUUUGUAGAAAACAAAGCCUUCUCCAUGGAUGAGCCUUCCUUCGCCAAGAAGCCGGUGUCCCCGUAUAGCGGCUACAAUGGGCAGCUGCUGACCAGCGUCUACCAGCCCACAGAGAUGGCUCUGAUGCACAAGGGGACGAGUGAAGGUCCUUAUGAUGUGAUCCUGCCCCGUGCCACCGCCGCCAGCAGUGCCAGCUCCACACUGCGAGCCGAGGAUGCUUUCGCCGUGCAGGCCCGACACGCUGCAGCACAGCGAGAUGCUCGGGGCAGCCAGGUGCUGUCCCCAUACAGCAGGAACCGGUGGUGAAGCCCAGGUCCUACAGCACUGGCGCAGCCGUGACCCUACUAUGCCUCCCUGCCUGGUGCAUCUGACCCUGUUGGAGCCAGUUCCUGAGCUGGGAACAUCUGGAUGCAGCCCCGCAGCCUGCACCAUGCUGCCUGGCUGUGGCACUGCAGGCUGCCUGCUCUGCCCAGCUCCCCACUGCCACCCCAUGCUGUCCCGACACUGCCUUCACCAUGCACGGACACCAGUCCCCUGUGGACUGGGGAUGUUUUGCUGCUGGACAGCCAGCAGCGUGGGGGUGCCUGCCCAGGGCUGCACCUCAUGAACCUCACCAAUUGCUGUGCCCAGACCAGGGCACUGCACCCCAAGCCAUCCCCAGUUCUCUGAACCCUCCUGCUGUGCCUCGCUCCCCCUGUCACUGGGGGACAUGGGGGUGCUCUGGGUUUCACCUCCCAGUGGCCUCUCCCCGCGGCUCUGACUGCCUGAUCUGUGCCUUGUCCCAGUCUCCAUGCCAGGGCUUGAGGAUCACAUUCAGGGCACUGGGAUGGAGCUGAGCCCCCUCCUUCCUCUGUUCCUCUCCCCUUUUUAAGGUCAGACCCAAUAAAGGUGAGUUUUCCUA